Molecule: messenger RNA, 711 nt
Organism: Entelurus aequoreus (snake pipefish)
Lineage: Eukaryota; Metazoa; Chordata; Actinopteri; Syngnathiformes; Syngnathidae
Gene: sat2a.1
Product: spermidine/spermine N1-acetyltransferase family member 2a, tandem duplicate 1
Exons: 6
Coding region: 112-630 (172 amino acids)
Molecular function (GO): N-acetyltransferase activity
Source: RefSeq, a predicted model, not a curated record
AAGUUGUGGUAUGUGUUAGUUAGUGGGUUGGAGUCAGUCGACAGCUGCCUCGGCUUCUACAACACAACUGAACGCCAAAAUUACACAACUGAUCACCAAAAUUAGGACAACAUGGACUUUUCUAUCAGGGCUGCUAACGUGGAGGACUGCAAGGAUGUGGCGCGGAUGAACCUGGAUCUGGCCGCGUACGAGAAUGUCCCAGAGCAGUGUGUACCACACAAAUUCUGCGACUUAGAUUUGGAACAAGAUGGUUUCUCCAAGAACCCGUUCUUCCAGUGUCUCAUCGCUGAGGUCCCUCAGCAGCACAAAAGUAAAGAUGGUUACACAUCGAUCGGCUUUGCACUUUACUUCUACUCGUACAGCGCAUGGAAAGGGAGAUCUAUCUACAUGGAGGACCUGUACGUCAUGCCGGAAUUCCGAGGGCAAGGUGUGGGUAAAGCGUUAUUGAGCAAAGUAGCACAGCGGGGUUUAGCCUCAGGCUGCAACAUGCUCAACUUCACCGUGCUGCACGCCAACCAGUCGUCUGUGGACUUAUACCUGCGGCGAGGCGGCUUAGACUUGACGUCUGAUGUGGGCUAUCACUAUAUGGCGUUCGAAGAGGACGCCCUGCAGCAGCUGGCACGGACCUGACACUCGAUCCUUGACCUUUGCAGGUGGAGAUAAUCAAACUGCCGUGAUGUUAUUGCUCACAUUAAAGUUAAUCUUUAUCAU